AUGACCACCCUCUCUCCCACUCUCGACUUGAACACCGGCGCCAAGAUCCCCGUCGUUGGAUUGGGCACCUGGCAGGCUGGCAAGGGCGAGGUGGGCGCUGCCGUGAAGGCUGCCAUCAAGGCCGGCUACCGUCACUUCGACUGCGCCGAGAUUUACGGCAACGAGGCCGAGAUCGGCGAGGCGUUCAAGAGCGCAUUCGAUGAGGGCCUCGUCAAGCGUGAGGAGCUCUUCAUCACGAGCAAGGUGUUCAACAACCACCACCAGCCGGAGCGUGCGGUCAAGGCCAUCCACAACACCCUCAAGAACCUCCAGAUCCCUUACCUCGACCUCUCCUUGAUCCACUGGCCGAUCAAGUUCGAGGAGGAGCAGAUCGCGCAGCCGCUCCGCACGCCCGAGGGCAAGCUCAACCCGGCCAUCACGUGGUCGUUCGACUUCAAGGAGACCUGGAAGACCCUGGAGGAGCUCCAGAAGCAGGGCCUGGCCAAGUCGAUCGGCGUGAGCAACUUCACCGUGAAGCAGCUCGAGGAGCUCCUGGCCGACGCGCAGGUCGUGCCGGCCGUGAACCAGGUCGAGUUCCACCCGUACCUCUUCCAGGCCGAGCUCCUCAACUACUGCACCUCAAAGGGCAUCGUGCUGACGGCCUACAGCCCGCUCGGCUCGACCGUCAGCUCGGAGGGCGUGGUGCCGCUCCUCGAGAACGAGGUCGUGAAGGACAUCGCCGCCGAAGUCGGUCGGUCGGCGGCUCAGGUCGUCCUUCGAUGGGGCGUCCAGAAGCACAUCACCGUGAUCCCCAAGAGCUCGAACGAGGAGAGGCUCCGCGCCAACUUCGCCAUCUUCGACUUUGAGCUCAGCCCCGAGCAGGUCGCCCGCCUGGACAGCCUCCCGCAGCACCGCUUCAUCCGCCUCGUCCCCGGCCACUUCGAGUGA
This is a messenger RNA of Acanthamoeba castellanii str. Neff, 927 nucleotides long. Its product is annotated as oxidoreductase, aldo/keto reductase, putative. The transcript is spliced from 8 exons. Bases 1 to 927 code for a protein of 308 amino acids. Gene Ontology annotation, molecular function: aldose reductase (NADPH) activity. Gene Ontology annotation, cellular component: cytosol. Lineage: Eukaryota; Discosea; Longamoebia; Acanthamoebidae. The record is from RefSeq and is a predicted model, not a curated record.